Messenger RNA from Polyodon spathula (Mississippi paddlefish), 2649 nucleotides. RefSeq names its product acrosin-binding protein-like. The record is from RefSeq and is a predicted model, not a curated record. NCBI's taxonomy places the organism in Eukaryota, Metazoa, Chordata, Actinopteri, Acipenseriformes, Polyodontidae. Bases 1063 to 2004 code for a protein of 313 amino acids. The transcript has 9 exons. Gene Ontology annotation, cellular component: acrosomal vesicle; nucleus.
GAUCAAGAACAAACUCUACUGAGCAAAGCGGACCAGUAUCAACAAGCCACUGGCAGCAGCCUCACUGGGGCUUCUGAUACCGGGACAAAUACUACGGCUGGUAUGAAACCAUAGAAACCAGGAGUAGAACACCAUCAGGGCUGAAGAAAGAGAAAUGCUGAUAUGUUAUUGAGACUCUGUGGAGCAGCGGGGGUCUGGCAGAGCUGCAGGAUCUUCUGCAGAUGAUUCUGGAGAAGGAGACCCAGAGUAGCAACCUUGCUGCCCCGCACAGGGAGACACCCUCACCUCCAGAGUCGAGCUUGGGGCUCCUGAGGGACUUCAAGAACAAGAACAUCAGUGCCCCCUAGCAGAAAGGGAGGGACAGUGUCUUCUGGCAGAGACACAGGGACAGUGUCUCCCAGCAGAGAAACAGGGACAUAGGGAACCCUUUCAACAGCUCCAGCCAGCACAUCGCAGGUCACACAUCACUCUUCACGUUCCAAAACUCUUUAAAAACAUGAUUACAAGUCAAGUCCACAGUAGAGCCUAUUAGCAGCAGCUACACUUAUAGUGUCACUGAGAGUGUCGAUCUCACACUCAGAGUGUCAAUGACCAAGCAUUCAAAACAAAUUUUGACUAUUGGUGAUUGUAACAGUUCCAUAGCCAUUGUCCUGAUCUCUACUGUGUCUUCAUGCUGAUUUUUAGGUAAAUCACUGCUUUCUGCAACUCAAGAAAAACCUUCAGAGAAGAAUGAGAAGGAGAGAAAAAGAAGUGGCUCCCUGCCAUUCUCCACUACUGCUGCAGAGAGACUGGCUUCAAGAGAGCAUGAGAGGGACCGUGGAGCUCUGUCUGUAUUACUGAGAGGGGAGAGAGGCUGAAAGGAAAUAGCAAGCUGUGAGAGCAGAUAAACACUGUGGAGCCAAACCAUGUAAAGCCUUAAAAAUGCAGCGCUCCAGCUUGUUCCCACGCCAGCCCUUCAGUCAGACCGGCGCCACGAUCAUGUCCUUUGGGUGGGCACGGAAACCCCCUGAGCAUCGGGAGGGAGGAACGAUCUGAAAAUGCUGAUACUACAUCGUGAUAUACAUGUGUAGCGCAGUGCCCGGGUCGCAGUCUCUCACAGCCGGUCAACUGGGCUCGUGGGAGGGUGUUCCCGGCUCCCCGCUCCCGCGAUGGAAGUACGCUGAAUUCUUCCAACUCCAGCGCCCAGAACACAAGGCUGAGUCCAUCUGCAGCAUCCGGCUGGCCUCUGGGUGUAGCCACAAAUGGAUGCUGCGUCUGGACCAGUUCGAAAACAACGGCGUGGUGCCGACAGGCCUGGUCUGUGCAGCUCUUCGCAGUAACCCCACCUUCCCAGACUUCUGCGCCUUCGCAGUCUAUCGAUGCACCAACAAGAAGUAUUUCACCAGGAGGGUUGACUGUGACAGCGUGAUGGUGGAGCAGUACCUCUUAACCCCCCGUCUGACUCUCCCCUCCCCCAGGGCCUGGCCCAGGACGACCCCUCCCAUCUUGAGCAGGGGGGCGCUGGAAGCUACGGGACUGGAUCAGGCUGCCAGGUUCAUUGAGGAUACCUACACCCUGUCUGCAGUGACCAGCUCAGAGAGCAACCCCACCACCAGGGGGCAGCCUCCCCUGGGGAGAGAGGGAGAGGAGGCAGCGCUGAGGAGGGAGGCUCCUCUGGGGAUGAAGGGGGGGCUGCAGGAGAGCGUGCUGAUCGGAGUGACAGAGGGACAAAGAGAGGGGGGCGUUGGGAACAAGCCAGGGGGGAGUGUGGAGCCGGUAACACAGAGUGGUGGGGUUGAGGGGGGGGAGGGGCGGGGUUACCCCAAGGUCGUUUCCGUGGGAAGCAUGAGCGCAGCCCGUGACCCCGUGAAGGGAGACCUGAAGGACCUCCUCACAAGGAUGAGCGACUCCAGGGUCAUAGCACUGACACAGAAGCUGAGCGCAGCCAGGAGGGAUGGAGACGAGACGGAGAUCAGACUGCUGACAGAGCAGCUGGAGAGGGCACUGGAGGGAGCAGGGACAUGAACCAGAGAGGAGAGAAAAGCAGGGAGCAGGGAGAUGAACCAGUGGGAGGGGCGAGAGGAAAGAACUGGAAGGAGUGUGUCUGCAUGCAUCAGUGUGCGGGUGUUUUUACAAUUGAAAUUCUUGCCCUGUUGUGCUACACUGAACAAAAAGGAAUGUUAAAUAAAAAAAUUAAAAAACAGAUAGAUUUUCCCAGCUCUGUGGGUCAUCUAAUUUUUUGGUGUCAAAAAUAUAACUUGUGAUGUCUAACUGCACGAGUGUGUCAUAAUAAUGGUAACACAAGACACAGAAUAAACAGAAGUCAUAGUGCAAGUAAAGUUUAUUUUGAAUGAUAAGGAAUUACAUUGAAACAGCUGUCACAAUGUCUUCAGGAUUACAAGAGACACAAGAUUAAAAUGUGUGAGAGAAAUCAGAAGGCAGUCGUUUAUGCAACAGUCUUAUAUUGUAUGUUCAGGAGCAUUCUGCUGUCAGCCUUUAGUUGUACUGCAGUGCUCCAGUGUCAACCUUUCUAGUUCAAUACACACACUAACAAACCUGAAGAGACUGAAGACAACGAGAAACCUACUGCAAUACACACACUAACAAACCUGAAGAGACUGAAGACACUGAGAAACACUUCUAAUGGAAACUUCUGCCACAGAACUUGCA